Paraphaeosphaeria sporulosa is the source of this 832-nucleotide messenger RNA. RefSeq lists its product as uncharacterized. NCBI's taxonomy places the organism in Eukaryota, Fungi, Ascomycota, Dothideomycetes, Pleosporales, Didymosphaeriaceae. Gene Ontology annotation, molecular function: carbon-sulfur lyase activity. The coding region runs from base 1 to 462 and encodes 153 amino acids. The transcript is spliced from 3 exons. The record is from RefSeq and is a predicted model, not a curated record.
AUGACAGAAGACACUAGAAUCACACGUUCUGUCCGCUGCAACUGCGGCAAGGUCUCGUUCACAGUAACCGGCAUCGACAGGCUCGCAGUGCACUGCUACUGCGUUAACUGCCAGCGCACAACGGGCUCAGCGUUUGCACACAAUCAUCGAUUUAGCGAAGCCUCUAUCAUAUUUGAUAGGGGAGAGGAGUUUGUCAAGCAGUAUGCGGAUGGAGAUACGGACUCGAAACGACUGAUGCUCAGGCAUUUCUGUGUGAACUGUGGCUCACCGUUGUUCUUGAAAAGCACCGCUGUGGCCGAUUUCGUCGCGGUACACGAAGGUUCCACCACAGAGAAGAGUAAGUCUCAGCCGGUGUUGGAGUUGUUUGUGCAUGAAAAACAUCCGUGGAUUGGGGACGUCAAAGGAGACUACAGAGGUCCGCCGCCGUUUCCGUGGGACCCUCAGCCUUGCAGUUCUGCGUGAUUUUGUCACUGGUAGUUCCAUUUAGUACCACUACUACAGUUUAGACUCGACGUGUGGGAUGGCGAAGAGUCAAAGACCGAAAGCAUGCCGGGCUGAACACGUUUCUCGAAGAUCACCUUUCUGUCGCGAAUUGAGAUUGAGAGCUUUGGCAGACAUGGUAUGCCUCUCAGCAUGAUAACAGUUGAGUACGAUCAAUCCAUGAAGUCAAAAUGCGUCCAAUCAGGGUCGAGUGCAUAUACAAGCAGACAUGCGACCUUCCAAGGGUGCUCUGCACCAUACGAUCUCAAUUACAAAUCAGGCCCCAUCAAGUCUUUACACCGCUUUCCCCUCAAAAGAGGAAGAAGCAAACCCGAUCCAUGUACCAUGGGAU